CUGCCCUGUUUAUAUAGAGCCAUUGCCGCUCUCUAAUAUAGACUCUGCCAGGAUGGGAAGGUGCUUUUCAGGCCUACGUCACCGCCUCUCCAUUUAAACACUAGAUCCGGCUUUAAAUAGUGAGAGCUGCUGAGAGCGGGGCUGGGAGGUGCGUGCUCCCGAGGCGAGAGGCAGGAGCGUGCAGAGCUCAGUUUAUUUCUAGGUCCUUUCCUUACGCUGUAAUUUCGCACCCAACAGGGCAGCUUUCAGAGUCCCAAGUUUUUUGUUGUUGUUUUGGUGCAGCAGCUAGGGUUUCCUGUCUUUGUUAGGGGAAAAUAGAAUUGCUGUACCUUCCUUUUAUUUUUAUUUUUGCUUUUAAACAGAAUUGUGGCUCAGCUGUCUAAUCGUUUUUGUAUUGGAAAAUGCGUUAUUGUCGGGAAUUUAAAAAAAAAAAUGCUUCCUACAUGAACUGUUAGCUGCAGGGUAUACUUGACUUUGGUAGUGUUCUGUUCUUCAAGUAUUCAGAAAAUAUGUUAGAAAUAAAGCUUCUAAUAUGCCGUUGUUUUUCUAUAUUAAAUGGAGACACGAAGCUUUUUGAAGAAAUAAAGUGUCUAAAGCCUCAACAUAGGACCUUAUGUACACAGUACAUUUAUGUAUAGGCGAAUUGUGAGUAAUGAGAAUAUAAGGAGGCUUAGUGCAAACUGGAUCUCAAAAAAAUUCCUAAAUUGUACAGAUCUGUGAUUGAAGAUGUUAUUAAUGAUGUGAGAGACAUCUUUUUGGAUGAUGGAGUUGAUGAACAAGUUCUUAUGGAACUAAAAACUUUGUGGGAGAAUAAACUAAUGCAGUCUAGGGCAGUAGAUGGAUUUCAUUCGGAAGAGCAGCAGCUUUUAUUGCAAGUUCAGCAGCAGCAUCAACCCCAGCAACAGCAACAUCACCACCACCACCACCAUCAGCAAACUCAGCCACAGCAGACGGUACCUCAGCAGGCGCAGACCCAGCAGGUCCUUAUUCCUGCAUCACAGCAAGCUGCUGCACCACAAGUUAUAGUUCCUGAUUCUAAGCUGAUACAGCAUAUGAAUGCGUCAAACAUGAGCGCUGCUGCUACAGCUGCUACCUUGGCACUCCCUGCAGGUGUGACGCCGGUUCAGCAGAUACUAACAAAUUCAGGCCAGCUUCUUCAAGUAGUCAGAGCAGCCAAUGGUGCCCAGUAUAUCUUCCAGCCUCAGCAGUCAGUGGUUCUCCAACAACAAGUUAUACCACAAAUGCAGCCUGGUGGAGUGCAAGCUCCUGUUAUACAACAGGUACUGGCCCCUCUUCCUGGAGGGAUUUCACCACAGACGGGUGUCAUCAUUCAGCCACAACAAAUCUUAUUUACAGGAAAUAAGACUCAAGUUAUACCUACAACGGUGGCUGCACCUACCCCGGCGCAAGCACAGAUAACUGCAGCUGGCCAGCAGCAACCACAGGCCCAGCCUGCUCAAGCACAAGCCCCACUGGUGUUACAGGUUGAUGGAACCGGGGAUACGUCAUCUGAAGAAGAUGAAGAUGAAGAAGAAGACUAUGAUGAUGAUGAAGAGGAAGACAAAGAGAAAGAUGGAGCUGAGGAUGGGCAGGUAGAAGAAGAGCCCCUCAACAGUGAAGAUGAUGUGAGUGAUGAGGAAGGACAGGAACUCUUUGAUACAGAAAAUGUUGUUGUAUGCCAAUAUGAUAAGAUACACAGAAGUAAAAACAAAUGGAAAUUUCACCUCAAGGAUGGUAUUAUGAAUCUUAAUGGAAGAGAUUAUAUAUUUUCCAAAGCCAUUGGAGAUGCAGAAUGGUGAAGAGUUGGUUCUUUUCUUUUAUAAAUAAAACAAACUUAAAAAAAAUUUAAAGUGGACAGUUUGAAACUUGGGACAUACACCAACCAAAACUUAAUUUCUGCAUGUCAGAAAAGUGCAGUAGAAUCAAAGCUACUGGAACAAAGAGACCUUGACAACAGACACUACUAACUGGCAAGCCAUGGAACUGUAGCACCUGGGGUUGUUGGGGUGGGGGAGGUUGGGGUUUUGGAAAACCAUAAUUGUUGAUUUUAAAUACAGGUACCUGCCACCAGUAAUUAGCAUGUAAAGCUUUGUCUAUAUUCCUUCCUCCAACUUGGGUUCAAUCAGAAGAUACUUGUUGGAACGAACUGAAGAAAAUUCCCUUUUGAUAGAUUGAACUGAAACUGCUUAUUGUAUGUGGUUAUAUUUGGUAAAAAUUGCGUGUGAGCUUUUUACAAAAGGGUAAGAAUUGUGUUGAAUUUUAAUUCACUUCUAUAAGGAAACAAUUUAGAACUCUCGUUGUAGGUCUUAAAUAUUUUUACUAGCUAUUCUCCCUCAGUAAUAUAUACCUCUUCCUUCCCUGCUUUAUGAAAUAUCUGUUUAAGAGUUAAAGGAAGUAAUCAGUGAACACAGUUUGGAGGCAAAAUUUGACCCAGGAAUGAUUAUUUUAAUUAGGUUUUCAUACUUACUAAAUGUAACUUGGGCCUCAUUGAGUUGAACAGAAUUAAAAUGGCAGCUUUGGUUUCCUUACAGAAAAAUACUUGUUUCUUUUAGUCCCAUACCUUAUAAAGAAACCCCAGAGUGCCUCCUCAGGAAUACAGUUUUAUUUCACAGAGGUACCAUCUAGCUGAAAUUACAUACAUAAGAAUAGAUAUAGAUUUUUUCCUGUUGGGCUGAAGUAUAUGCUUAUACAUAUGUUUAAUCUUUAAGCGAAACAGACAUUUAGAUAACAUUCUGUGCAUUGACUGAAGCAUUGGGCAGGUAGUGAGGACCUGGAUUUUUUUUAAACAGUUUAGUAAUUAUAAAAGUUUCUUGUGUUUACUAGUAAAGAAUUUAAAAACUGUUCUAAUUGAACAAAUUUUUUUAAUUGCAACUUUGUAAUUUGAGGGAGAAAUUUAGGGGUUAGAGGGGGUUGGGCCACUAAGUACAUAUUUACCUCUCUUUCAUUUGGUGGCCCUUCCAGGCCAUUGAUAAUGUAGACAUGGGCUCCAGUUUGCACAUCGAGAAGAAAGCAUAGAAAAUUUGACUUGUAUAUUAAGAAUAAUAGAAAUGUAAUAUGUAUAUUAAGAAUGCACAGCUCUGUAUUCUAUAAGGGGCUCUAAAGAACAAUAUGGCAAUGCUAUGUUCUGUGUGAACUAGUUGCCUGGGAGAACUGUAGGAACAUUUGUCUUCAUCUAUGUUUUCUUACAACUAAUUCUUUUUCAUGGUCUAUCUUGACAAAAUUCACAUGGUUUAAGUUACUUGUAUAUUGAUUUUUUUUUUAAGUCUUCCAUUUUUGUCUUCUUUUUAUUUGCCUUUGUGUGUUUCCAGAAAUAACAUAUUAACACUUUACAUUGCAAAGAAAAACUGUGAGCUAUUAUAUGUUUUUUUAACACAAAUCUAAAAAGGCUAAUCAAUUCUUUUUUUUUUUUUUUUGCCUACUUCCCACCCCACGUACCAACUUGGUCCCUUUAACUUAUGUUCUGAACUUUGGUGUAAAUGAUGGUUUCUAGCAUGCUAGUAGUUAGGUUCUAUUCAGAUACCAUUAACUGGUAAUACGGUUUUAAUUUUUACUAUAUUAAUUUAGUUUUUUUGGAGGGGAGGUUUAUUUGUUUACCCCACUACUCUCAAAGCACACACAGGUUUUUCUGUUUGUUUUUGUUAAUGAAUCUGGGAGAAGAGAAGGGAGGGAGUGAAAUCAAGGAAGUCCUGUUGUUCAGUUGUCCUUCAGUAUAGUUGCUAAUAGGUUUAUAUUUACCCAGUGAAGAAGUCAACGACCUGAACUACCUAUAAAAGUUUAGCAGUGCUGCAAUGUUGAUUGAACCCCUUUGGCUAUAUCGUAGUUCUUCUGCUACUGAACCUUGGAUUACUAUAGGAUAUACAGUUCGUGUUUUGGGCCCUCUAUGUAGACAAACAUUUGUAUUCAUAGUAGAAUUGUAUACUGGCCUGUUUUUAUAAUGUUAUUUUCAAAUAUGAACAACCACCGCUUUCAGAGUGACUCACUAGGGUUAUUUUGAAGCAGGAAAUAACCAUUUGUAUUUGCACCUGUGUAUUGCAUAUUAAUUAUGGCAUACUUGGCAAAUGCUUUUCUUUUACCUGUUAAAAUUCUGAAAGCCGGUCCAAACAACACUGCAUACCAAAUUGUGCUCUUAUGUAUUACUGCAUCGUGUUC
Molecule: messenger RNA, 4149 nt
Organism: Mirounga angustirostris (Northern elephant seal)
Lineage: Eukaryota; Metazoa; Chordata; Mammalia; Carnivora; Phocidae
Gene: GTF2A1
Product: general transcription factor IIA subunit 1
Exons: 9
Coding region: 786-1799 (337 amino acids)
Biological process (GO): transcription initiation at RNA polymerase II promoter; transcription by RNA polymerase II
Cellular component (GO): transcription factor TFIIA complex
Source: RefSeq, a predicted model, not a curated record